AUGGCUACCAAAAUCACUGGCACGCCAUCAAUCUGCCUCUUCAGCAGCCAUGGUAGAAAUUGCCAAUACUUGCAUUUUCCGAAUUUCUGUUCAUUCAACCUCGCUGUGGUUAAGGGCCAAUGCAAGAUCAAGAACCCUAAUCAUUUCUUCAAGUUUGGAGCUAAAUAUGGGAUUUAUAAAAGGAGCAAAUUUCAACUAAAAGCCUCAGCAGAUUCUGGAGGUUCUCCUUCCUGUUCAUGGAAAAAGUGGUUGUUGGGGCUGCUGCUAACAGUGAUUCUUCCUGCCAUGGGACAUAAAGGGGGGCUAUUUGUAGGCCUUAAAAGUAAGAUAGCUGCAGCUUUGAAGACGGUGGAGACAGUAACAGAGAUUGUGGAAGAGGUGGCGGAGGAGGUGGAGAAGGUGGUGGAGGAGGUGGAGGAGAAGCUUCCACAGGAUUCAAAGCUCAAGGAAGCUCUAGAAUCCGUCGAGAAUCUGGCCAAGAAAGCUGUCAAGGAGGCUAAACAAGCCGAAGAACUUGUUCACAAGGUACAGAAUGUCGAGGAGACUAUAGAGGGGACAAUAGAGGGGGUAUUGAUGAAAGCUGACACAGAUGAAACAAAGUUGAACGGCCAAAAGACAAGCUCCAAGGACCAAGAUCCAACUGCCAAAUUAUAG
Fraxinus pennsylvanica is the source of this 654-nucleotide messenger RNA. The record is from the annotation of a GenBank genome assembly. NCBI's taxonomy places the organism in Eukaryota, Viridiplantae, Streptophyta, Magnoliopsida, Lamiales, Oleaceae.